Dendrobium catenatum is the source of this 984-nucleotide messenger RNA. RefSeq lists its product as uncharacterized. NCBI's taxonomy places the organism in Eukaryota, Viridiplantae, Streptophyta, Magnoliopsida, Asparagales, Orchidaceae. The transcript has a single exon. Bases 1 to 984 code for a protein of 327 amino acids. The record is from RefSeq and is a predicted model, not a curated record.
AUGGGGGACUUAAAUUGUUACAGAGAUGCGAAGGAAAAAUCUGGUGGUAAUCCUUCUCGCUUCAGUAGACUUGAGGAAUUAAAUGGGUGGAUUUUUAGCUCUGGUACUAUUGACCUUAAUUCUAUUAGUUUGAAAUAUACCUGGUUUAAUGGGCAUGCCAAUGACCCAAUUAACAUAAAGUUGGAUAGAAUGCUGGUGAAUCAUAAAUGGCUUGAAACCUUUCCUCUUUCUUAUUACAAAGUGAUUCCCCCGGGCGUUUCUGAUCACUCCCCUCUCAUUCUUAUGGCUGGCCAACCCUCCUCGUUGGAUAGGAGAUUUCAAUUUAAAAAUUAUUGGUUGAAGUUAAAUCAGUAUUGGGAUGUUCUUAUUUCUUCUUUUUCCACUCAUCAUGGUGGGAGCCUAAUCGCAAACUUGUAUGGUAAGUUGAAAGUGUUGAAGGCUAAUCUUAAAUUGACUAACUGGUCCACUGAUCACUUCAUUAAGAACAAGCUAGAGGCUAUGGUACAUUAUCAAAAGGAUUGUAUUGAAUCCCUUCAACGCAACCCUCUGGAUCCUGCCCUCAAUUCUGCGUUGAAGACCAUUAACAAGAAUAUUGCACAUUUGAAUGGGGCUUGGUGCUCUUGGAUCUUUCAAAGAGCUAAGGCCAAUUGGCUAAGUUAUGGGGAAGACGACUUGAGUUUUUUGUAUGCUCGCAUCAACACUAGAUCUAAUUCCUCUAGGAUCAAUAAAAUCUGUACUGAUGAUGGUCACUUUGAUUCUCCUACUGAUAUUGCUAAGGUCAUUUGUGGGUAUUUUCAAAAGCUUUACAAUCCCCCUAUGUCCCAAAUUUAUUCUCAGGCUCAAUUUUGCCGUGGGGAUCUCUUUCCUUCCCAUCUGACCGAAUUUUUACUGGAGAAUGUGACUGAUGCUGAAAUUAAGCAGGCUAUUUUUGGAGGCCCGUCUGCCUCUGCCCCUGGACCCGAUGUCUUUUCUUUUGAAUUAUAG